This is a messenger RNA of Tribolium madens (black flour beetle), 1650 nucleotides long. RefSeq names its product UDP-glycosyltransferase UGT5-like. The transcript has 4 exons. Bases 1 to 1554 code for a protein of 517 amino acids. The record is from RefSeq and is a predicted model, not a curated record. Gene Ontology annotation, molecular function: UDP-glycosyltransferase activity. NCBI's taxonomy places the organism in Eukaryota, Metazoa, Arthropoda, Insecta, Coleoptera, Tenebrionidae.
AUGAAGCAUUUUCUCGCAUGUCCAGUCAUUUUUGUAGCUUUAUUAUUAUGUAAAAUUCAAUGUUCUAAAAUACUAAUGGUAUAUCAAAUGCCUGCGCACAGCCAUUAUUCGUUAGGAUUACGAAUUGCAAAAGAAUUGGCUGAAAGAGGACAUCAAGUAACUGUAAUUAAUCCAUACCCUCAAAAAACACCAAUUAAAAAUUUUAGAGAUGUGUCAGUUGAGGAACAUAUAGAAUUCAUUGAAGAGUUCAAGAGAAGUCUAUUUUCGAGAAACUCGAUGAGUCUUUAUGAAAAUAUAAAUUUUCUGAUACGACUUGGCGCCGAGUUAACUAAUCAAACACUUGGACAUAAAAACGUCAAAAAAUUGCUACGUUCUGGUGAAACUUUUGAUAUUCUAAUUGCAGAAUAUUUUUUUAACGAUGCUAUUAUCGGUCUGGGCUAUUAUUUCAAAAUUCCGAUCGUUCUAACAGCCCCUAAUGCUAUCAGCGGCGUUAACAAUAAUCUCUUCGCUAACCCGACUCCGGCUUCGUAUGUGCCUCACGUCUUAAGCCAAUAUAACAAACAUAUGAAUUUCUGGAAAAGACUUCACAACUGCUAUAUCGUGAAUUUAAGUAAUUUGAUGAAAGAAUUUAUUUUAAUGCCUCGCCAUCGGAAAAUUUUUAAACAACACAUAUCUCAAGAUGUUGAAUUAGAUGAAACGCUGAAUAACGUGAGUUUAGUACUUACAAAUUCUCACGUUAGCGUCACUGAUGCUGUUCCUCAUCAACCAAACAUGAUCGAAAUUGGAGGAUAUCACAUAUAUCCACCUAAAAAACUACCGGAAGAUUUACAAAAAUUUCUUGAUAAUGCUAAAGAAGGUGCAAUCUUGUUUUCGAUGGGUUCAAAUCUGAAAAGCCAGGAUUUGAAACCAGAAAUGAAGGCCGGAAUUCUGGCAGCUUUUUCAAAAAUUAAGCAAAAAGUUUUGUGGAAAUUUGAAGUCGAAUUUAAGGAUGUUCCAGAUAAUGUUAAAAUUGUGAAUUGGGUGCCGCAGCAAGACGUUCUUGCACAUCCAAACAUUAUCGCAUUUAUUUCUCAUGGGGGUCUACUUAGCACCAUCGAGACGGUUUACCAUGGAGUUCCAAUAAUUGGUAUUCCUGUUUUUGGUGACCAACAAAGUAAUAUUGCAACUGCGGUAGCUAACGGUUACGCUAUCAGCAUCAAUUUGUUCGAACUAAACGAAGUUAAAUUAUCAUGGGCUUUGAACGAAAUAUUUAAAAACCCAAUGUAUAGAGAAAAUGCCAAACAACGCUCAAAACUAAUGCAAGAUCAGCCCUUAAAACCCAUUGAUGUUGCUAUUUAUUGGGUGGAACACGUAAUAAGACACCAAGGAGCCCCUCAUUUACGUUCCGCUGCCCUUGAUUUGUCAUGGUACCAAAGGGAGAUGGUAGAUAUUUUUGGUUUUCUUGGUCUUAUUGUAGUAGCAAUAUGUACAAUUAUUUAUUUAAUUUUCCAGUCAGUAUUUAGGGUAUGUUUUAAUACAAAAAUUAAGAUAAGCAGUGGGAAGAAAAAUAAGUAAUGUGUUUGAAAUUAGUGCAGAUCCUCAUAAAUUUAAUUUAUGUAAUUUAAUAUUAAGUUACCUCAAAAUUAAAUAAAAUUGGAGUCAAUUCUUAGC